Messenger RNA from Chelonus insularis, 6582 nucleotides. RefSeq names its product myoblast city (gene mbc). Gene Ontology annotation, molecular function: guanyl-nucleotide exchange factor activity; small GTPase binding. The transcript is spliced from 8 exons. The record is from RefSeq and is a predicted model, not a curated record. Gene Ontology annotation, biological process: cell migration; myoblast fusion; small GTPase-mediated signal transduction. Bases 203 to 6316 code for a protein of 2037 amino acids. Gene Ontology annotation, cellular component: plasma membrane; cytoplasm. Lineage: Eukaryota; Metazoa; Arthropoda; Insecta; Hymenoptera; Braconidae.
GCCUCUCCUUUUCUUCCUCUUGUCAGUGUAUGACUACAUGUAUCAUGGGAUGUAUAUUCUCUGUUGGAGUAGGAGUUUAUUUUUGUCGUGAUUCUCUCGAUUUUUUUUAUUUUCUAACAAUCAAGUAUGAUACUGAAUGACAAUAAAAAUAUACGUAUUACUCUUAUGAAGUGUACGUGAUAACAACAAUUGAAUAAUCAAAAUGACGUGGAAAAAAUGUAAUCCCUAUUGGGUAGUAGCAAUAUACAACUUUUGGCAAAAUGAUCAACACUGUUUAUAUUUGAUGGUUGGAGAUGUAGUCAAAGUACUGAGUGAAUCUGAUAAUUGGUAUUAUGGCCAGCAUAAGCAUAAAGGAACAAAGGGUAUUUUUCCAAAGACAUUUGCACACAUUUUGCCACAGCCCGCAACUUCAGAAGCAUUAUUGCAUGAAAUCACCAGUGUAUUGAGAGAAUGGGGACAUCAUUGGAAACAUUUAUAUGUGAUACAUUCGGAAAAUUUUUCAACAAUUCAACAGCAAAUACUCGAAUUAAUAAAUUACCGAAGUCAAAUUCUAAGUGGUACUCUAACAGUUGACGAAUUAAAAGAUGUCAAACGAUCAGCAACGGCACGUGUGGAUGCCGGAAAUCAGUUACUUGGUUUAGACAUGGUUGUAAGAGAUGAUCAUGGCAAUAUAUUAGACCCAGAAAAAACAAGUACAAUCCAGUUAUAUUAUCAUCAUCAAAUAGCUUCCGAAAGGAUAAAGAAAACGACAACGGACAUAAAAAAGAAGUCGAUAAAACCACAAGUGCCUGUUUAUUCCCAUGUGUUUUUUGUUAGUGUUCGUAAUUUUGUAUGCAAAAUGACUGAAGAUGUUGAAUUAUUAUUAACCUUAUAUGAUAGUAAGGAAGGAAAAGCCAUAGCCGAAAAUUACGUAGUGUCAUGGAGCAAAGAAGGAUUAGCUAGGGAUAUAGAUCAACUUCAUAAUUUACGGGUUCUUUUUACUGACCUUGGAUCUAGAGAUCUAACACGGGAAAAAGUUUAUUUAGUUUGUUAUGUUAUAAGAAUUGGUGGCAUGGAGGCAAAAGAGCUUGAUCAUCGGCGUUCGAGCAUUGUGACUAGUAAUCCUAAAGUUAAAAGUCAUUUCGAUAAUAUGCGAAGACCUUUUGGGGUAGCUGCAAUGGAUAUAACUCUUUACAUAACUGGAAAAUUGGAAGGUGAUGUCGAACAUCAUCACUUUAUUCCUUUUGUACAAUGUUGUGAGAAAGAAAGUCUGGAUGGAACGUUAAAGCGAAUUUUGGCACAAAAAGAUACUAACACGCAAAGAAAUAGUGGAGGGAAUGGUGGCAAUCAUGUCGGAGGGCAAGGACUGUGGGCCAGUUUAAAAUUACUUAGAGGAGAUACAAAACAAGUUCGUGAAGAAUUCCCGCAUCUGGUGUUAGGAAAUGUUGCAAUAUCACGAAAAAUGGGAUUUCCUGAAGUUAUUUUACCUGGAGAUGUACGGAAUGAUUUAUAUUUAACUUUGAUAUCAGGAGAAUUUAGUAAAGGUUCGAAAUCUACUGAUAAAAAUGUUCAAGUUACUGUGAAAGUGUGUAAUGAACAUGGUGUACCGAUUCCUGGUGUUAUCACUCUUGGUGGUGGAGCUCGAUUUAUCGAUGAAUAUCGUAGUGUAAUUUAUUAUCAUGAAGAUAAACCAAGAUGGUGUGAGACAUUCAAAAUAGAAAUUCCAAUCGAAGAGUUCAAAUUGGCUCAUUUAAAAUUCACAUUCAAACAUCGAAGUUCUAAUGAGGCUAAAGACAAGUCGGAAAAACCUUUUGCAUUAAGCUACGUCAGACUUAUGCAAAAGAAUGGAACGACUCUUCAAGACACACAGCACGAAUUACUUGUAUACAAAUUAGACCAAAAAAAAUACGAAGACAAUGAUAUCACUUAUUUGAAAUUACCAUCAACACGGAAUGAAUUAAAUGAAUCGUAUGUAGAGAAGAAACAAACGUUCGGAGCAUUGAGCUUAGCAUCAAAGGAUACAUUUUUCAUUGCAACAAAUGUUUGUUCUACAAAACUUACACAGAAUGUUGAUUUACUAGGGUUACUCAACAGUUCAUCUAGGCCGACUGAUUUGGAAGAAUCUCUCAAUGCAUUGAUGAAGGUCGACGGUGAAGAAGUUGUGAAAUUUUUACAAGAUGUUUUAGAUGCGCUAUUCAACAUUUUAAUCAAUAAUAGUGAUAAUUAUUUAUAUGACAAUAUGGUGUUCGAAUGUAUUUUGUAUAUAAUCGGUUUAGUAUCUGAUAGAAAGUAUCAACAUUUUCAACCAGUUUUAGAUUUAUACAUUUCUGAAAGUUUUUCUGCAACAUUGGCCUAUAAAAAAUUAAUUACUGUUAUAAAAACACGUAUUGAUAAUGCAAAUGUUUGCCAAGGUCAAGAGAGAGACGUGUUAUUAAAGACAAUGAAAAGUUUGCAAUACUGCAUGCGAUUUAUUGUGAAAUCAAGACUACUUUUUACGGAACUCUAUCCGGAUGAAGAAGAUUUUUGCGAAAUGCUUACAGAUUUAUUGAAAUCAAUUGUCAACUUGAUGAAACAUGAAACUGACGCUACUCUACUAGUUCAAGGUGCCUGUUUAAAAUACAUUCCGUCUACAAUACCUCAUCUCUUACAAGUUUAUAGUGGAAAAAAAUUAAGCUUAAUUCUGACGGAUUUAUUAACAACAUUACCGUCUGGGAGAUUGACUAAACAGAAGAUGAUGACUGUCAAUGAUAUUGUUCAUAGCCCAUUAUUUCUAUGGGUUGAUUGUAGAGCAAUUCUUUUACCAAAAAUUACUUUACUUAUUCGUAAUCUUCUAGAAGCUAAAGAAGAGGGACUGUCAGGUACGCCUGGAAAAAGUGUGGCAAAAGUAGCCAGGCUUCUUGGUGAAAAUCGUCAUCGACUCAAUCAACAUCGGGGUUAUUCCGAAGAGGUGGAACUCUGUGUGAAAAUUUUAUCAGAUAUUUUGGAAUUAACUUUCCGAAAGGAUGCUGGUCCAACUAUUUCAGACAUUAAAGAAAUUAUGUUAACUGCUCUGAGAACAGUCAUUCAAACAGUAAUAUCAAUGGACCGAGAGAAUCCAUUGGUUGGACAUUUAGUAUCUGUGAUGCUUGCAAUAUUUAGACAAAUGUCACCUCAUCAUUAUGAAAUUUAUACUAAUCAUUUUGGAACUCGAUUUGACUUACUAGAUUUUUUAAUGGAAAUUUUACUAGUCUUUAAAGAUUUAGUCUCAAAAAGUGUUUUUGCAUCAGAUUGGAGCGAAAUGAUUAUGCUUCAAAAUAGUGUUAUAUUAAAAUCUUUAAGAAUUUUUUCUGGAACGAUACGAGAUUACUUUUUUACGGAUUUCGAACAGCAGGCAUGGUCAAAUUUUUUCCAUUGUGCAAUUGCUUUUCUGACUCAACCAUCAUUGCAGUUAGAAAUGUUUACAGUGACAAAAAGAAAUCGCAUAAUAUCACGUUACAAUGAUAUGAGAAGAGAAAUGGCUUUCGAGAUUCGUUCAAUGUGGUUCAAUCUUGGCCAAAAUAAAAUAUAUUUUGUUCCAAGUUUAGUGGGACCAAUUCUUGAAAUGACGUUAAUUCCAGAAAAUGAAUUGAGAAAGGCAACCAUUCCAAUUUUCUUCGACAUGAUGCAGUGUGAAUUCUACAGCUCUCGAUUAGUAGAAGGGUACGGAGAUACAAAACGUGAUCCAGCACAUAUAAAGGGCAAUUUUCUCGAAUACGAAAACGAAAUGAUUGCACAAUUAGAUAUUUUAAUCGAAGGAGGUAGAGGAGAUGAACAAUUUCGUUUGCUUUGGAUGCAAGUUAUGGGAUCGCUUUGUGAAAAUCACGCUACAAUGCGUGAACAAGGCUUAAGAUUCGUUGAUAUUGUAGCUAAAUUAAUGGAACGGUUGUUACAGUACCGAGAUAUUAUUAAUGCAGAGUCUCAAGAGCAUCGGAUGAUGUGUACUGUUAAUCUUUUAGAAUUUUAUUCGGAAAUUAACCGGAAAGAGAUGUAUAUUAGAUACGUAAACAAGCUUUGUGAAUUACAUUUGGAGUGUGAUAAUUAUACGGAAGCCGCCUAUACAUUAAAAUUACACAGUCAAUUACUAGACUGGAGUGAUCAACCGCUGCCGCCUUUGUUACGGUCGAACCGUUAUCCACUUUGUCAGACUCAUCGAGAAUUAAAGGAAGCUCUAUAUAACAAUAUUAUUGGUUACUUUGAUAAAGGAAAAAUGUGGGAAUGUGCUUUGAGUGUUUGCAAAGAAUUAAUUAAGCAAUAUGAAGAGGUAACGUAUGACUAUCUUCAAUUAUCAUUUCUGUUAAAGCGGAUGGCCAAAUUUUAUGACUCGAUUGUAAAACAAUUAAGACCGGAACCUGAAUAUUUUCGAGUUGCUUAUUACGGUCGUGGCCAUUUACCUUUUCUUCAAAAUAAAAUAUUUAUUUAUCGAGGAAAAGAGUAUGAAAGACUUGGUGAUUUUUGUUCACGGAUAUUAAAUCAAUUGUCGAAUGCAGUGCAAAUGAACAAAUUAUCACCGCCUUCUCCGGAAAUGUUAGAAUCUAACUGUCAAUACGUACAAAUAAAUAAAGUAGAGCCAUUAAUGGACGAAAAACGACAUAGAUUAAGUGGAAAGCCAGUUACUGCCGAAGCCGUAUUGCGAUAUCAUCGAGUUAAUGAUGUCCUUCGAUUUCGUUUUUCAAGGCCUGCACCAAAAAAAUCCAAAAUGCCAUGUGUAUCAGUAUUUUCUACGUCAUCCUCAUCAUCUUCAGUGCUUUCUAUUAAAUCAGAACGAGAAAUCGUUGAAGAUAACGUUAAUGAUAGAAAAAAUAAUAAUGUUCGAAGUAAUACAAAUAGUAAUAGUAGUAGUAGUAACAGUGCUAAUGACAAUAAUGGUGAUCAUGGUGAUGAAGAUGACAAUACCGAUGAUGUUGAUAGAGAUAAUAAUAAUCUUAAUGAUAGUUAUGUUAGUAAAAAUGAUAAUACCAAUGACACAAACGAUUUUGCGUCCUUAUGGUUAGAGAGAACUGUUUUGGUAACAAGUAAUACGUUACCAGGAAUUUUACGAUGGUCUCCAGUGAUAUCAAGUGAAACAUAUCUUGUAAGCCCUCUUUGCAAUGCAAUAGAAACAAUGGAAGCUUCAAAUGCCUCAUUAAGGGAUUUAAUUAUUACUCAACAAGCUGAUCCUAUUCUUCCUUUAAAUCCAUUGAGCAUGAAAUUGAGUGGAAUUUUGGAUCCAGCGGUAAUGGGGGGAGUUUAUAACUACGAAAAAGCUUUUCUUAACUCCUCUUUUAGAGAGUCUCAUCCAGAAUCAAGCUCCGAUUUAUUGAAAUUGUCUAGUUUAAUUGCUGAACAAAUUCCAUUACUCGCAGUUGGCUUGCAACUUCACCGAUCAAGAGCUCCGCCUGAAUUAUCACCAUUCCACCAAAGGUUAGAACAAUGUUUUGCAUCUAUGCGUGCUCAAGUUGAAGCGAAGUAUGGCAAACGAACUUGUGAUCUCCAGAUUGAGACUUUAACGAGCACUGUAACAAUGAGAAAGCAAAAUAAAAAGAAUGAUAAUUAUUCUCGACUUUCGGAGACAAGCGUGAUGAGCACAGAGACAAACAGCUCUGUAAGGUCGCAUAUCUUAUCAACAGCUUCGCUCCAGAAGGCUUUAGGAGCAUCGGGUGGAACGACAAAAAAAAAGGAUUCCAAGAGGCGUAGUUCCCGCAAGAGUGAUUCCAGUAGUAUGAUUAAACAAGAUUUAUCCACUAGCCAAUGGUACACUUCAUCUACUGCAACUAAUUCUAUUGAAAUAACUCCACAGUCUCCAACUUCAACCAUUGUCUCAUCAACAAUAAGCCUUUGUACGACUCCAGUGAUUGAAUUAAGGCAAGAAUUGACACCAUCGCGACCUUUGAGAUCAGAAGCUGAGAAAGAGAAACGUGUUAGCAGUCGAUGGUCGUUACAAUCUCAAAACUAUCUCAGGAAUUCGAAUGAUGAGCAAAGUGAUUCUAAAGAUUCUGGGAAAAUAAAUCGAGAUAGCGUGGGGACAACUGACAGCACUGCUUCCGAAGAAGAUACACCACCCCCCUUACCAAUUAAAAUGCGAGAGAUUGAUUAUUGUGGUUAUGGUAAUUAUUCACAGCUUUCACCAAGUGCUAUUAAGUCAAUUAUUAAUAAUAAUAGUAAUUCAGAGGCUAAAGUAGCAUCAUCCUUGUCGCUUAAUGAAAGUUUUCAGAGCUCCGUCAAGCCUCCAACACCACCACCAAAGCCUAAAGUUAGUCGGUUAUUGAUCCAGAAGAAUCACUUGAAUUUCAAUAAAAAUUCAAAUCACAAUCUUUCAAUUAACUUGUUACCGCCAGACUGACUUUAGUACACAUUAGUUAUAUGAUUUUGCAAGUUUAUUUUUUAGAAAAUGGGCAUAUUAAUUUAUAUUAUUAAUUUUUAAUAUAAAUUGUGCCAUUAAAAGUGAAAAAGAUUAAGUGAUUGUUAAUGAUUAAUAUUACUAAUAUUUUUAUUACUAUUUAAAUUGUUCCAUCAUGUUAAAUACUUACAGUUACUUUAAUUUUUCGCAUUAAAAAUUAGUCUAUACUUGUUUUGUCAAUCUACCAAAUUAAAACAAAUACUUUAUUG